Messenger RNA from Volvox carteri f. nagariensis, 1120 nucleotides. RefSeq lists its product as uncharacterized. Gene Ontology annotation, molecular function: 7S RNA binding; endoplasmic reticulum signal sequence receptor activity. The coding region runs from base 65 to 361 and encodes 98 amino acids. Gene Ontology annotation, biological process: SRP-dependent cotranslational protein targeting to membrane. The transcript has a single exon. The record is from RefSeq and is a predicted model, not a curated record. Gene Ontology annotation, cellular component: signal recognition particle, endoplasmic reticulum targeting. Lineage: Eukaryota; Viridiplantae; Chlorophyta; Chlorophyceae; Chlamydomonadales; Volvocaceae.
CCUUUUUUAUACAGUAGAACCGCCAAGCGCUGCCCGAUUUUCUGUUGGAGUGUAUUGACUUGCCAUGGUGCUGCUUGAGCCAGAUCCGUUUCUGAGUGAGUUACACAAAAUGUAUGAACGCAAUAAGUCAGGCACUGUGUGGGUCACAAUGAAGAGGACGAAUAUGAAGCCGCGGAAAAGCAAGAAGCCCAACCCGAAGGCCGAAUAUGUAUGCCUCAUCCGAGCAAAUGACGGCAAGCGCCACGUUUCAACAAAAAUCAGCCCAACGCAGUACGCCAAGUUUUCUCAGAGCAUGGUGAUCAUAAUGAAGGGAGCUAUGGCAGACACCCUCAAGCGCAAGGAGAAGAAGAAGGACAAGUAGGCCCUGAAUCUGAAGGGCGUUUUUUCUCUUAGCAGAGUAUGGCUGCACGCUAUACAUGGCGGCGGACCGUUGCUUGGUGGUUAAUAUAUCCAACACCCUGCCGGGAUGGUGGUUUGCUUUCCCCGCUUCCCAGCGGCAUCUGGGUAAUGACACGGACUGAAACGAUUGUGGCCCCACUUCUGAGGUCUCUCUCCAAGAGGGUUUUCAACAUUGCGAAGCUAGCCUUCGCACCCCCUUGUUGGCUUAGAUAGGGGAUGUGGUGGCGUUGUGGGGUUGACACGCAGCGCGUAUGCUGUGUAGGCCAGCCGCAGUACCAUGGUGGAUGGUUGCCCUCAGGGGCAUAUGUUUUUUACGGAUCCUAUUCACGAUGCGCAAUGUGCGCUGCAAGCGCAGCGAUUGAUGCUCAGUCAGGACCAAAGGCUGGCACAAAUAAAUGCCGUACGUGACGCCGUAUGUUGCGAUGGGGUUGACUUGAACCAGGAUGCCGGAUGUGGAGAAGGCGUGGCCGGUAGGGGAGCUCGUGACUUCCGCUGCCGACCUGAAAAUCUAAGGAACAAAAUGCACGAAUUGGCCUGACCUGCGGCGGUUCUUGGGAAGGUCCCAGGGACCUUGAGGGACUCGACAUGUCUCGACAUGGACCCGAAACGGGGACCGGCCAUUCUAAUUUGCUGGUGAUGCUGGUUGCUGCCGUUACGGCGUCGUAUGAAAAUAUCUUUCUCGGCCACAAGAGACGGCCACAAGAUGUAAGUGCCUGUCUCC